Messenger RNA from Athalia rosae (coleseed sawfly), 1861 nucleotides. RefSeq names its product RNA-binding protein 33-like. The record is from RefSeq and is a predicted model, not a curated record. NCBI's taxonomy places the organism in Eukaryota, Metazoa, Arthropoda, Insecta, Hymenoptera, Athaliidae. The transcript is spliced from 2 exons. The coding region runs from base 1 to 1692 and encodes 563 amino acids.
AUGAAGUUACCGAGUGUUGGAAUAUUGCUGUGCCUCGGCCUCGUCGCCGUCGUGUAUUCCGCAGCGAUUGAAAAGAAGGAAGAUGCGAAGAAAUUGCGCUCUAUAGCGGAAGCUGAUGAUCUCGCCAAGAUCUCCGAAGACGUCGGUGAAGAUUUACUGCGUGACAAAAAAUCACCAACAACAACAUUUUGCGUGGAAAUCAAAUCUGGAGACGACGAGCCAACCAUCGUAGCCUGCGAUCCUGCGAAAAGCGAUAUCCAGCAGCCGAUUCCUCCACAUCUUCCAACGAUUAUUUUACCACCUCCUGAUACUCCUAAUCCUCAUCCUCAUCCUGAACCUCCUCCUCCACAGCCGAUCUACGAACCCAUAGGAAUCAUUUCUCAACCGCAAAUAUUUCCUCCAUAUUAUCCCCCACAGCCUCCGACGUUACCGCCGUGGUAUCCGCAGCCCGUUCCCCAAACGCAAAUUAUAUUCGUCAAAGAUCCCAAUUGCAAUUCCAAUCACGGCUCUAAUCCAAUCCCGAGUCCAUGGUCAACCAUUCCGUCAGGUGGAUACGGGACUAGGCCGAAAUCAGCUAUGGAUUACGAUGGGUAUAAAAACAUUGAGGAUGAAAUGCGUUCAUUCUCGGGAUUACAGCAGUUAAGUAGCAACGGAUUAUACCAAAACCCCCUGGAUCUGAUAUACACGAGACAGGGAACGCGGCCAAAUCAAAAUAAUCCACAAUCGAAUCAGCCUCAAAUUAAUCCACUAUCGAAUCAGUCCCCUCAAUUUAAUCAACAAGCCAAUCAGCCGUCUCAACAUAAUCAACAACCAAAUCAGUUGCCUCAAUAUAAUCAACAGCUGGAUCAACAGAACCGUCCAACGGGAAUUAUGCCACAACCACCAACACCCCACAAUCCAGGACAAAACCAGUUCGACAAGCCACUACUCAUCCAGUGCAAUCCAACGGUGAUUCCGUUGUCACCUGCAGCCUAUGCAGCGGCUACCAACAGUCAGAGUAAUUAUCCUAACUUCAGGACCCUAAUCUCUGGUACUGGAGGAACGGAACCGUCGCAGUUCAUUUAUCAGCCGGCUAUCUCGGGAAAACAAGCGUUGUACACGCCUUACGGCGGACAAGACAGUUCUUACGUGAAAAACGCCCAGUACGAAUCCUACGCACCUGAGGGCAUCAAUUAUCAACAACUUCAAAGUAAUAAGGAUGGCUUCGCACUUGUCAGUGGACAGGGUCGAGCGGCGGAGAAUUCCCAGGGGAUUACGGCACCGAUGGUGAAUCCAGGCCAGAUUCCAAACAUUUCAACAAAGGGAAUGCAGACAGGACCACAGGCGGGGGAAAACGCUCAGCAAUCUCAGUCGAGUCAGCUUACCUCACAAAAUCAAGGAUCGCAAGGGGAAGCAAAGGAGCUGGCUAUGGACCACCAACAGAUCAAAGAUAAGAACAUGGCACAAGUAACGCAAGAUCAAGGAACUCAGAAGCAAGUUGAAUUCAAUGAACAAGGACAUCAACAGGUCGUGCAAAAUGUCCCCGGAAUUCAGCAGCAUCAACCUCAGCAAAAAUCGGUGCACGAUCAACGUAUGAUGCAAUCCUUCAAAUCUAGGACCAAUAUGCCUCAGGGAAAUAUCCUCAAUCCCAGCUACGGGUAUACAGGUAAACGCCAGGCAGACAUUAAGCAUCGCCCUUCGAAGUUUGAGUAGCGAAAUCCAUCGUGGACCGAGUUAAUUUAUUUAAUGUGUCUCCAAUUUUUUACUUUUUAUAUUUAUAUGAUAUGUUAUAUUAUUUUCAAUCCCGUCGGAGAUAUUUGUUCUAUGUAAACCGCUUCAAUGGAAAUAUAAAGAAUGAAAAAUAUUUGAAAAUAUUAACGUG